GGCUCAAGGCCUUUUUUUGCCAGUUCGAGGGCCUCUCUUCCCCCCCGCCGCUCUCGAACACCAGUCGGUCGCUGCUGGGCUGCGUCCCCGCCGAGCAGGCGCCCCUCCCUGGGCACCGCGGCUUCUCGGCGGCGAUGGACGCCUUCAGCCUGAUGUCCAUGUGCAGCGCCCCCAGCAGGGCCGCCGAGGAGGCCGGCGGCCGCCCCCAGGAGACGCCGCCCCCCGGCGCCCGCGGCCCGUCGCCCCGAGGUGCUGCGACAUGCGCUGCUGCUGCCGCGGCGGCACGUCCCCCGGCGAGUUCAAGCCUCCCGCGCCAGGGGAGCGGUACGACGCCGUGGCGGCGGGCUGGGAGGAGCAGGAGGAGAUUGUGCCCAGAGAGGGGGAGGACGAGGAGCAGCGGCAGCUGCGCGAGAUGCUGGGGGAGGCCUUGGGCAUCGAGGUGCGCCAGUGCCCGUUCUGCAGCGUGGCCUGUGUCAAGGACAAUCCAGACGACUGCGACCACAUCCACUGCGUCUGUGGCCGUGAGUUCUGCUGGCAGUGCCUGGCCGACAGGGAGGUGAUCUUCCACCACGGGAACCACUAUCACAGGCCAGGGUGCCCGUACCGCUUCGACUUCCAGGACCAGGACCGAGCUGAAGCUGCACCCGAAGUGCCCCCAGUGCCAGCGGACGGGCCGGGCCUGCAGGCCCCCCAGGGGCACGGCCCCCGCGCGCCGACGAAGGUCCGCCCUCGGCGGCUCCUGAGCCCUGUGGGGGAGUCAGCAUCGUUCGCGCGAUCAGUGACCCCAAGAGCCUGUUUUUUUUGACGUCUGGGCUCUUAAAGAAACGGGACACGGCACAAAGAAGCACAUGCUUUUGGAGGUCCGCGAGGAUUUUAUUGUGGUGGCGCUGGGCCCAAGCCUUGGCAGCGCUUCCAGCACCGCCCCUUGCUGCGCUUCGUGCGACAGGGCAGGGACGUCCAGCGCCGAUUUAGUAAGGCAUUCGUACGGACGUUCGGCAGGCCCUUGUUAUGUUUUUUUGUUCCACUUCCUAUCGCUUGUUCCUCCCCCUUCUCUCGGAUGCAACUCCUGGGAGCGCGCGCGUCCAGUUCCCAGAAUUGCCCAGCGCCCGGGCGCCCGAAUGGUUCGGCCUGCGCUUCCUGCAGCUCUUGGCCCCCGAGGCGGCCUCGCGGGCGCUCCGCGGGGGCUGUUUGCAGGCUCGCCGAGAAAGAAGACUGAACCGUGCGCAGACGGCCAGCGCCGGUGCUCG
Molecule: messenger RNA, 1247 nt
Organism: Prorocentrum cordatum
Lineage: Eukaryota; Dinophyceae; Prorocentrales; Prorocentraceae
Source: the annotation of a GenBank genome assembly